GCUCCGCCGGGCUCUCUAGGACGCCGGCGCCCCGCACACCCACCAUGGAUCUGCUGCUGUUGGUGAACGCGAGCCUGGGCUCCGCCAACGAGUCCCUGGCGCUGCCCCCCGCCUCGCCGUCCUCCUCGGCCCUCCUGCAGCCGCCCUCCCCCUACUCGCCGGCGGCGGGGGCCAGCCUCGCGGCGGUGGUGGGCUUCCUCAUCGUCUUCACCAUCGUGGGCAACGUGCUGGUGGUGAUAGCCGUGCUCACCAGCCGGGCGCUGAGAGCCCCCCAGAACCUCUUCCUGGUGUCCCUGGCCAGCGCGGACAUCCUGGUGGCUACCCUGGUCAUGCCUUUCUCCUUAGCCAACGAGCUUAUGAAUUACUGGUACUUCGGCAAGGCUUGGUGCAACAUUUACCUGGCGCUGGACGUGCUGUUCUGUACCUCGUCCAUCGUUCACCUGUGCGCCAUCAGCCUCGACAGGUACUGGUCAGUCACACAGGCGGUGGAGUACAACCUCAAGCGGACCCCGCGGCGGAUCAAGGCCAUCAUCCUCACCGUGUGGCUCAUUUCAGCCAUCAUCUCCUUCCCGCCAUUGAUCUCCGUGUACCGGGACCCUGAAGGAGAUGUCUUUCCCCAGUGCAAGCUCAAUGACGAGACAUGGUACAUCCUUUCUUCUUGCAUUGGCUCUUUCUUUGCCCCCUGCCUCAUCAUGGUGUUGGUCUAUAUCCGCAUCUACCGUGUGGCCAAGCUAAGGACCAGGACCCUCUCUGAGAAGCGGACGAUGCCAGAGGGGUCCUCCCAGACUGAGAACGGCUUGAGCCGCGCCGCUGGCGGCUGCACAUCCCUGAGGAUGCAGCUGGGAGAGAACGGACAUUAUUCAGCGCACCACUGGCGCAAAGCCUCUGAGCUGGAGGACAUUGAGCUGGAGGAGAGCAGCACCUCAGAGAGCAGGCGGAGGCGGAGCCGGGAGGAGCAUCGCCGCAAGAGCAAGAGCCAGUCCUUCUCCUACUCGUACUCCUCCAAGCACUCCAGUAGCCGCCUGUCCCGUGCGAGCAAUCGCUCCAUGCAGUUCUUCUCGUAUCGCCGUCGCCGGAAGCGUAGCAGCAUCUGCCGUAAGAAAGUUGCCCAGGCCCGGGAGAAACGCUUCACUUUUGUGCUGGCUGUGGUCAUGGGGGUCUUUGUAGUUUGCUGGUUCCCUUUUUUCUUCACCUACAGCCUCUAUGGUAUUUGCCGGGAGGCAUGUGAGGUCCCCGAGACUCUCUUCAAGUUCUUCUUCUGGAUUGGGUAUUGCAAUAGCUCCCUCAACCCAGUCAUCUACACCAUCUUCAACCAGGACUUCCGCAGGUCCUUUAAACACAUUCUUUUUAAGAAGAAGAAGAAGAACUUCCGGCAUUGAGCUGGAGGGAUGGAUUUGCCUUGAGCAGGAGUAGAGUUAAAAGAGAAGGCUCGAUGCUGGAAGAGAAGGGAGGGAAGAGAACACGGGGUUUGGGCUUAGGGAGCAGGAGGAGGGCUCACCCCUCGGGCAGCAGAGUGAUGCUGUGGGGAGCAGGGAUGGUGUCGGGAGGCUGAGGGCACUCACCAUGGUGCAGAAUGGUGACAUGGUGCUGUGGGGAGCAGGGAUGGUGUCAGGGGGCUGAGGGCACUCACCGUGGUGCAGAAUGGUGACAUGGUGCUGUGGGGAGCAGGGAUGGUGUCAGGGGGCUGAGGGCACUCACCGUGGUGCAGAAUGGUGACAUGGUGCUGUGGGGAGCAGGGAUGGUGUUGGGAGGCUGAGGGCACUCACCGUGGUGCAGAAUGGUGACAUGGUGCUGUGGGGAGCAGGGAUGGUGUCAGGGGGCUGAGGGCACUCACCGUGGUGCAGAAUGGUGACAUGGUGCUGUGGGGAGCAGGGAUGGUGUCAGGGGGCUGAGGGCACUCACCGUGGUGCAGAAUGGUGACAUGGUGCUGUGGGGAGCAGGGAUGGUGUCAGGGGGCUGAGGGCACUCACCGUGGUGCAGAAUGGUGACAUGGUGCUGUGGGGAGCAGGGAUGGUGUCAGGGGGCUGAGGGCACUCACCGUGGUGCAGAAUGGUGACAUGGUGCUGUGGGGAGCAGGGAUGGUGUCAGGGGGCUGAGGGCACUCACCGUGGUGCAGAAUGGUGACAUGGUGCUGUGGGGAGCAGGGAUGGUGUCAGGGGGCUGAGGGCACUCACCGUGGUGCAGAAUGGUGACAUGGUGCUGUGGGGAGCAGGGAUGGUGUCAGGGGGCUGAGGGCACUCACCGUGGUGCAGAAUGGUGACAUGGUGCUGUGGGGAGCAGGGAUGGAGUGUGGAGAGGUAAAGGGGCAGGAUGUGACUGUCUUUGAAUCCCAACAGAGGGCACGGGGAGCCCACAGAUGAAAGGCUGAGGCAGUGAGCUUUCAUGGGCUCUUGAAUUUUGUGGGAAAACAAAAAAAGACAUCAAAAGGAAAGGGUUAAGUGGCAGUGGUGGUGGAGAUUUGAGUACUUAUAAACAGGGCAGCUGGGGCCUAUGGUGGAUUUGUCCCAGUAAGAAAUUGGCUUUUACUGCUUAUGUGGGAAAGGAGAAUUCAAAGUACCAGGCACUGACAGUGUUUUGAGUUAUGAAAGGAUUUUAAUGUUUGCCAAAAAACCCCUAAAGAACAAUCCAAACUCUUUUAUAAAUAAACCUUUGUACUGUUAAAGCCUUCUGAAUCAUGAUUUUGCACAAGGGAUGAAGUCAAACAAA
Messenger RNA from Ficedula albicollis (Collared flycatcher), 2706 nucleotides. It is a transcript of the gene ADRA2C, whose product is annotated as adrenoceptor alpha 2C. The record is from RefSeq and is a predicted model, not a curated record. Gene Ontology annotation, biological process: regulation of vasoconstriction; regulation of smooth muscle contraction; adenylate cyclase-activating adrenergic receptor signaling pathway. The transcript is spliced from 2 exons. Bases 45 to 1379 code for a protein of 444 amino acids. Gene Ontology annotation, cellular component: membrane. NCBI's taxonomy places the organism in Eukaryota, Metazoa, Chordata, Aves, Passeriformes, Muscicapidae. Gene Ontology annotation, molecular function: alpha2-adrenergic receptor activity.